AUGUACCUUAUUCAGCACAAUGGGCAGAGAAUAAUCGGCAUUAUUUACACACAGCUGAGAGCCUUGUGCAGAAACAGCGGCCUGAAGGAUGGCCAUGUCCUACAGAGGCUGAGGGCUGCAGAGAGCCCUGCUUCUCCUGUGAUGAGAUGCAGGCAGCCUCAUGGGAUGGAAACUCGGGAGAUGCUCAUCAACCAUUCCAUCAAAGCUUUCAAGAAGUUUCCUAUAGGGAGAUCUCAGCAAGAUCUGCAUGCCAUUCACAAAGUGUUGAAGAUGUUCCCCUGCCUCACUACCCAGCUGUCCAAACAGGAGCUACAGCAGGUCUGCUCUAUCACCAUUGUCAAGACUUGGGAACGCAGCCAGUUCAUUUUUGGACACAAUGGGUUCUACCUGAUACUGGGCUCAGUGAACCAUGAAGCCUCCAAAGAAAACCAGGAAAUUCCCACGGUUGGUGUUGAAGGUUCCUUUGGCUGUUUUGAAGCAUCUGUUGAAGAUGAUGGCAUUGCCACACCAUACACUGUUACACUGGAGGCCUGUGGAAUCUUAAAGAUCUCCAACUCUGGAUAUACCAAGCUGAAGAAGGAGAUUUUGGCCCAAAAUUAUGCUGUAUAGAAGUCUUUGAUCCAGGGUUGCUAGUUCUACCAUGAGUGGCACAAGCUUUCUAUUGAGCAUCUGGCCAAACUGAUCCAGCUAAAGACUUUCCCCGCCAGUCAAGUGCUGGUGAGGGAAGGAAGAGUGUGUCACUUUGUGGCCUACAUUCGAGAGGGCGAGUGCACCAUCCUCCAGGAUGUCAGUUCCCUGCAAAUCCCCCUGCAAAAAAAGGGUGGGGGGAUGUGGUCCGUGGUGGUGAGGAGGCGUGGCCUCCUGGAGUCAUUCAGAGAGCUGUGAAUUCUGCAGAACCAGCGCUCCCCCUGCAUCUCUGUCACAGCAACAGUGCUGCAGACAGGAAUCAUCCUGCCCCAAGCCCUUCAAGAGCUGAAUUCAGUGACUAUCUCUCUGCUGCUACAAGCAGCACAGCCCUCACAUGGAAAGCUCAGUCAGGAGGAGAUAAAUAAAGAGUACAUAAGACAGGAGAAAAUCAAGGAGUGGGAUCACAUAAAGGCCAUACAUGUUCUCAGGCCUCUCCCUGUGAGUAUUAAUGACCACUUGAUCGACUUCCCAAGCCUGACUCAUCUUUCCCUGACUGUCCUUGCAUCCGACCUUCUCUCUCUCUCUCUCUCUCUCUCUCUCUCUCUCUCUCUCUCUCUC
Molecule: messenger RNA, 1245 nt
Organism: Electrophorus electricus (electric eel)
Lineage: Eukaryota; Metazoa; Chordata; Actinopteri; Gymnotiformes; Gymnotidae
Source: RefSeq, a predicted model, not a curated record